Messenger RNA from Prunus persica (peach), 976 nucleotides. Its product is annotated as auxin-responsive protein SAUR50. The record is from RefSeq and is a predicted model, not a curated record. The coding region runs from base 56 to 571 and encodes 171 amino acids. The transcript has a single exon. Gene Ontology annotation, biological process: response to auxin. Lineage: Eukaryota; Viridiplantae; Streptophyta; Magnoliopsida; Rosales; Rosaceae.
CUUGGCUCCCACCAAUGUCCUUGCUCACAUACACGUACCCCAAAACACCCGUGGUAUGUCCUUUCCUUCCCACACACCACAUGACCCUCCCCAGUCUCUCUCUCUCCCACUCUCUCUAAACCCUCUUCAUAAAUACCCCUCUUACCCUUCACUCACUUCACCACCUACACCUCUCUCUCACUCCACUCUCUUAUCUUUCCUUCACCCCAAAACCAACCCCAACAAAAACAGAAGAAAAAGAAAAGAAAGAGAAAAGAUGGGCAUCAGAAAAUCAAACAAACUGGCUCAAACCGCAGUGCUCAAGCAAAUCCUGAAAAGGUGCUCAAGCUUGGGGAAGAAACAUGGAUAUGAUGAAGAUGGCCUUCCCCUAGAUGUCCCAAAAGGUCAUUUCCCAGUUUAUGUUGGAGAGAACAGAACAAGGUACAUUGUUCCCAUCUCCUUCUUGACACAUCCUCAGUUCCAGUGCCUCCUCCGCCAAGCCGAAGAGGAAUUUGGUUUCGAUCACGACAUGGGCCUCACAAUCCCUUGUGAAGAAGUCGUUUUUCGCUCCCUAACUUCAAUGCUCAGAUGAGAUUUCAAGUUUUUGAAAGUCAAGAGAUUUGUAGGAUUUUCAUGGAGAAAAAGAUGGCCCAAGAUGAAGCACCACAGAGAGCUUCUCUUUUUUUAACAUCUUUUUUUCUUCAUUUAUCUUAUCCAUCAAUCUUGACUUCAAUUUGUUGGGUUUUUUUAAAAUUCUUUUUGGGGUUGGAAAUUUGGGAGUGUUUCUUUCUUUGAAUUGAACCCUUUUGAGAUGUUUGAUUCUUGACUCUAACUUGAAACCCAUGAACAUAAGAUGGGUUUGGUUACAUUUUUGUAUAAAUUAAUGUUUGAGAUCCAUUUUGCUCACAGAGGUGGCUUGUUUCAUGUACCCUGUGACAGAAAUAUUAGUACUGUUUUUUAAGGAAUUAAUGAGAGAUUUAAUUGCUUGUUUGCCUUA